Carassius gibelio (silver crucian carp) is the source of this 393-nucleotide messenger RNA. RefSeq names its product ubiquinol-cytochrome-c reductase complex assembly factor 1-like. Gene Ontology annotation, biological process: mitochondrial respiratory chain complex III assembly. NCBI's taxonomy places the organism in Eukaryota, Metazoa, Chordata, Actinopteri, Cypriniformes, Cyprinidae. The coding region runs from base 1 to 357 and encodes 118 amino acids. Gene Ontology annotation, cellular component: mitochondrion. The transcript is spliced from 3 exons. The record is from RefSeq and is a predicted model, not a curated record.
AUGUGUCUGGUCCGGAUGCGGCAGGAAGGCAGAGCUGGGAAGUACAUGUGCCGUUACAUCGUCCACUCCAUGUGGGAGGACGUGGAGCAGAGGAGCAAGAUUAUGGGAGGAAUACUGUCAGACGAUUGCGUUCUUGCGGCGGCGCUCUGGAGAAACGUGUUCAACAGACAGUGUGAAGACCCCAGACAGCUCGAGCUGAUGGUCGAAUACAUCCGCAAACAGAUGCAGUUCAUCGAUGCUCUGGAUGGGGAGGACCUGCUAUUAACUGGAGAAGUGAAAUGGCGCCCCCUGGUGGAAGAACACGCCCAGAGCAUCCUGAAGGUUCCCAGCCCGACCUACAAUGAUGCCGGACUCUGAGAGCCAUCUCACCCUCCUUUAUCUGUCUUUCCAUGA